AUGACGACUGCACUGCCCAGCGAGCCGCAUAUCGCGCCGCGGAGUGCUACGCCGCCGGCAGAUGGCGAGGCGGCGUGCGAGGAGGCGGCCGAGGCGGCCGAGGCUGAGCGGCUGCGCGAACAGCUUGCGCGGAUGCGGAGCUUUGUCGCGGGGCAGGGCGCGCCCGCAGGCGAGUACGCCAAGGGCCAGCAGGCCUUGGCCGCGAUGAUGCGAGCGCGAGAGGCGGGCGCGUCGACGAGAGAGCAGGUCCGCGCCUGCCUCGGCGCCGGGCUCGGGGCGGAGUAUCCCUCGCCACCCGGGUAUGAUCCGCGGCCGCCGACAGAGGGGGAGACGGGUUCUCAUGGAGAGGGCGAGGUGCACGAGGCCGCAGUCUCGUCGGAUGCGUGA
Molecule: messenger RNA, 387 nt
Organism: Emiliania huxleyi CCMP1516
Lineage: Eukaryota; Haptophyta; Isochrysidales; Noelaerhabdaceae
Exons: 2
Coding region: 1-387 (128 amino acids)
Source: RefSeq, a predicted model, not a curated record